GGAGGGAGACCUGACUACCUACCAGGUCCGCGGGAGCGCAGGGGUGUUUAUAUAUAUAUAUUCAUCUCGUACCCGAGCGGGUGGCGUAUAAAGGACGGCCCAUCCGUCUGACGUCGAUUUCUGGAUUGCUCGACGACGCUCGAGCAGGGCAAUUAGUUAAACUGAGAAGAACCGUCUCCUCCCCCCCACAUACUCCCUCUCUCUAUUCUCCCGCUCGCAUCCCACGCCCCCGGAACGCGCAUAUCCCCUCGGACGGGAUCGAUCGCUGACCGCUGGGAUUCAUACCGACAUACAACGGUGGUUGAGACCGUCUCGGAGGCACGAAUACGCGCUCGACGUCUCGGAGUGUGCGCAGCCCGGACGAGUCCACAUAGACUAAGACAGAUCUGGCGGACAAGAUGAAGUACAUCCCGAACCUCGCGCUUCUGGCGCUCUUGCUCUCCCCCGUCCACAACCCCGCGGCCGCCGCCCCGACCCCGGCGGAGGCGGAGGCGGCAGCGCCGGCGGCGUGGCGGCUCGACUGCGGCACGCCCGGGACGACGGCGCUGUGCUCGGCGACGAACAGCGGCGCGCACUGCGACCCGGUGUCGGGGGAGCUGACCAUCAUCCUGGCGGGCACGUGCUCGGCGUGCCGGUGCGUGAGCGUGGGCGAGUGCGCGAGGGCGUGCGGGAUGGGCGGGGAGUGAAGGCGAGGGAGAGGGUCGCGAGGGAUGGGCAGAAGAGGAAGGGGAAGAGGAAAAGGAAAAUGAAUAAAGAAAUAAAAAACCGGAUGGGGCGGGAUGCACUGUUGUUUUGCUGUUGUUCUGGUUACUGGCGGUAUUCUCGAACAUAGAGUAGGUAGGGAUAGGUAAGGAACAAUACUUGACGUGUAUAUGUAACGACUGAAGGAAUGCAUAGAUCGGGGACUUGCUGUUCGCUUACAUGCGUUGGGCACGUCAAGACACUUAAAUACUACUACCACAGUGCCGCUCGCUUUACGGGACAUGGCUGCGAUAUACCUAUGCCUACUGCGCUCGUUCGUUCAACGCCAUCUCGCCCCCUUGGACGUCUCGAUACCGACGGCCUGUCCUCUG
Durotheca rogersii is the source of this 1073-nucleotide messenger RNA. RefSeq lists its product as uncharacterized. Bases 399 to 686 code for a protein of 95 amino acids. The record is from RefSeq and is a predicted model, not a curated record. Lineage: Eukaryota; Fungi; Ascomycota; Sordariomycetes; Xylariales; Xylariaceae. The transcript has 3 exons.